This is a messenger RNA of Lolium rigidum, 1553 nucleotides long. Its product is annotated as GDSL esterase/lipase ACHE-like. Lineage: Eukaryota; Viridiplantae; Streptophyta; Magnoliopsida; Poales; Poaceae. The record is from RefSeq and is a predicted model, not a curated record. Gene Ontology annotation, molecular function: hydrolase activity, acting on ester bonds. The transcript is spliced from 5 exons. The coding region runs from base 19 to 1170 and encodes 383 amino acids.
UUCCAUCUCACCCACGAAAUGGCCGGGACCGCGGCGCUGCUGCCGCUCGUGCUGCUGCUGCUAGUGCAGGCCUCGGCGGGCGGCGCCGACUGCCACUUCCCGGCCGUCUUCAACUUCGGCGACUCCAACUCCGACACGGGCGGGCUCUCGGCCGCCUUCGGCGCCGCGCCGCCGCCCAACGGCAUGACCUUCUUCGGCAGCCCCGCCGGACGCUACUGCGACGGCCGCCUCGUCGUCGACUUCAUCGUUGAAAAUCUGGGAAUACCUUACCUAAGUGCGUACCUCAACUCAAUUGGAAGCAACUUCUCGCAGGGAGCCAAUUUCGCGACAGCUGGCUCGACAAUCAGCCGACAGAACACAUCUCUGUUCCUCUCUGGUUUCAGCCCCAUCUCCCUGGACGUUCAGUCCUGGGAAUUCGAACAGUUCAUCAACAGAAGCCAGUUCGUUUACAACAACAAAGGUGGUAUCUACAGGGAGCUCCUGCCGAAGGCUGAGUACUUCUCCCAGGCACUUUACACCUUCGACAUCGGCCAAAACGACAUCACCGCAGGCUAUUUCGCAAACAGGAGCACCGAACAAGUCAUAGCGUCCAUCCCUGAACUCAUGGAGAGGCUCACCUCAAUAAUCCAGAGUAUACACUGGUUCGGAGGAAAGUACUUCUGGAUCCACAGCACGGGGCCUAUAGGUUGCCUGCCUUACGCUCUCAUUCGCCGUCCUGACAUCGCCAUGCGCAAGGACAAUGUUGGAUGCUCUGUCACCUACAACAAGGUCGCGCAGCUCUUCAACCAGAAGCUCAAGGAAACCGUGGCUCGUCUGCGGAAAACUUACCCUGACGCCGCGUUCACCUAUGUUGACGUGUACACUGCUAAGUACAAGCUGAUCAGCGAUGCCAAGAAGCUAGGAUUCAACGACCCUCUGCUGACCUGCUGCGGACAUGAUGCUGGCCCGUAUAACUAUGACCCGAAGGUUGGUUGCGGUGGGAAGGUACUGGUGAACGGGACGUGGGUGGUGUUGGGAAAACCCUGCGACGAUCCGUCCAGAAGGGUGAGCUGGGACGGUGUCCACUUCACUGAGGCUGCCAACAAGUUUGUCUUCGAUCAGAUCGCCGGGGGCGCGCUAUCGGACCCACCUGUGCCACUAAGGCAGGCUUGCCGGAGCAAAGGGCAGUGAACUACUCCAUGCGGAUCAUUAGUCAGGUUGGCCGCGCCGCUGCUGCUACUGCUUCUGGCUUUGUAAGCCUACAUUGUCGAGGCAUGCUUCAGUUUUACAAUAUUCCUAACUGUUUCCUUGUGAUAGUGAGGAGAGGGGAAUGAGAAUCACAUGACAAUCUGUAGAAGUUCUCGGUACAGACACAGUGGGUAAGCAUGAAACAUGUUGCCACUUGGCAGUCUAGGUAUGGUCUCGAUUCCAUAAUGGUGUGAGAUGAGUACUGGUACCAAUAAAUAAUUCUUCAUCUCGAUCAACAAUCCAACGAGAAAUGUAUUCCCCAUGUUCGAAUCCUCACCUAUACCUUAAUGACAAAGAAGGGGUGGAGUCCCCCUCCAGUCUUGUUA